Molecule: messenger RNA, 1516 nt
Organism: Fonticula alba
Lineage: Eukaryota; Rotosphaerida; Fonticulaceae
Product: protein phosphatase PP2A regulatory subunit B
Exons: 5
Coding region: 82-1455 (457 amino acids)
Biological process (GO): peptidyl-serine dephosphorylation
Cellular component (GO): cytosol; protein phosphatase type 2A complex
Molecular function (GO): protein phosphatase regulator activity; protein binding
Source: RefSeq, a predicted model, not a curated record
GACAGCCACUAAGCGCUAGCCGGCCGAUUUUCAGCACUACUUAGCGAAGUGUUUUCCUUUUUUAGCCGGACCACCCCCACCAUGCCAGACGAACACAGCGGAUGGAAGUUCUCCCAAUGUUUCGGCGACAAGGGCCACGCCGAUGACAUUACCGAGGCCGACAUCAUCUCGGCUGUCGAGUUCGACGAGACGGGCCGCUAUCUGGCGACUGGUGACCGCGGCGGCCGUGUUGUCCUCUUCGAGCGCGAGGACAACAAGAAGGGCUGCCAAUAUCGCUUCUGGACCGAGUUCCAGAGCCACGAUCCGGAGUUCGACUAUCUGAAGAGUAUCGAGAUCGAGGAGAAGAUCAACAAGAUCCGCUGGUGCAAGCGCUCCAACUCCGCACACUUCCUCCUGUCCACCAACGACAAGACCAUCAAGCUCUGGAAGAUCCACAACAAGAAGCUAAAGUCCGUGGUUCCCAGCUAUGAGGACGACGCGGACACCUAUGACCAGGAGGAGAUCGACGGGGGUGCCGGCACCGGCCACUACAAUGUCCCCCCGCGCGGCCUGCGUCUGCCGCGCAUGAUGCUGCACGACACCGUGCACACGCACGUUCCUCGCCGGGUGUUCGCCAACGGCCACGCCUAUCACAUCAACUCCAUCGCCCUGAACAGCGACAACGAAACUUUCCUGUCGGCUGAUGACCUGCGCAUCAACCUCUGGAACUUGGAGAUCAGUGAUCAGUCCUUCAACAUCGUCGACAUCAAGCCCCCCAACAUGGAGGACCUGACCGAGGUCAUCACCUCGGCUGACUUCCACCCCCAGUCGUGCAACAUCUUUGCCUACAGCAGCAGCAAGGGCGUCAACCGCCUGGCUGACAUGCGCCAGCGCGCCCUGUGCGACACCGCCGCCAAGGUCUUCUAUGUCGACGACGACCUCACGGACAAGUCCUUCUUCUCCGAGAUCAUCACCUCCAUCUCGGACGUGCGUUUCUCUCCCGACGGCCGGUACCUGGCUUCCAGAGACUACCUUACUCUGAAGAUCUGGGAUAUCAACAUGGACCGUGAGCCCAUCAAGACCAUCCACAUUCAUGAGCACCUCCGCCCGAAGCUGUGCGAUCUCUACGAGGGCGACUGCAUCUUCGACAAGUUCGAGUGCAUCUUCAAUGGCGACAGCCAGAAAUGCCUUACCGGCUCAUACAACAACAACUUCCACAUUUACGAUAUCCACGGCAACGGCGAGGUCAUGCUCGAGGCUUCGAAGAACGCCUUCCGCAAGAAGCAGAGCCUGUCCCGCUCGCGCCUGGGCAUCCGGAAACGCCGCGAUGACCUCUCCCCCUCUAGCGGAGGCCAGAACUCCCCGCCGGAGAACCUCGACAUCACCAAGCGCAUCCUCCACGCCGCCUGGCACCCUCGCGAGAACUCCAUUGCUGUCGCUGCCACCAACAACCUCUUCAUCUUCAGCCAGCUGUGAGCGGGGCGUGACGCUUUUACGUCUCCUCCUUUUUCUCUCCCUCCCCCCCCCCCCUUCCCCC